ACCAUGGUCAAGGGUGGUCGCGGUGGCUCCAAGAAGAAGGCGACGUCUCGCUCGGCGAAGGCGGGCCUCCAGUUCCCGGUCGGGCGCGUGCACCGGCACAUCAAGCUCGGCCGCUACGCCUCGCGCAUCGGCGCGGGCGCGCCGGUCUACCUGGCCGCCGUCCUCGAGUACAUGGCGGCCGAGGUGCUCGAGCUCGCGGGCAACGCCGCGCGCGACAACAAGAAGUCGCGCAUCAUCCCCCGGCACAUCACCCUCGCGGUGCGCAACGACGAGGAGCUCAACAAGUUCCUCGGCGGCGUGACCGUCGCGCAGGGCGGCGUCCUCCCCAACAUCCACUCGGUGCUCCUGCCGAAGAAGUCGAAAAAGGAGUAGUUUCUUUUCCCUUCAACCAACCCCGGUGUUUCUAAACACCACCCUUCUCUCGAGGCCUUCCCCCCUCCCCUCACCCUAUCACCUCGUGGGGUCCACGAAAGCUCGUGGCACGUGGGGUCCACGAAAGCACCGCUUGGCGGUGUCCUAUCUGAAAAGGACAGGUUCAUGAAGGGCGCCACGCGCCCCCGCUCGCAGGCCCAGUCGUACCUCCCGCACUCCACUUGCCCUUCGCAACUUCCCCGUGCCCGGUGGUUUUUCCAUGUAUGUGGCUCUUGCGUACAUUCCCGGAGGAAGACAUAUUUCUAGAGCGU
This is a messenger RNA of Emiliania huxleyi CCMP1516, 683 nucleotides long. RefSeq names its product putative histone H2A. Bases 4 to 372 code for a protein of 122 amino acids. The transcript has a single exon. Gene Ontology annotation, cellular component: nucleosome. NCBI's taxonomy places the organism in Eukaryota, Haptophyta, Isochrysidales, Noelaerhabdaceae. The record is from RefSeq and is a predicted model, not a curated record. Gene Ontology annotation, molecular function: DNA binding; protein heterodimerization activity; structural constituent of chromatin.